CAAACAGCCAAAGCGCGCCUUGCCGGCAUUUUGAGUGAACGAACAAAGAGACGUUUUAUCUGCACGAAAGAGAAAACACUGGAAAUAAACCAUCAUGUCUGACGCAGAAAGCGCUGACGAGUCCGCACCUAUACUACCGCAAAUGAUUAUGCCAACUCCAGCUGCUCCAAUUCUUCUGAAAAGCCCUCCUAAAGCAGCCCCAGGAGAAAAAGCUGAAUAUGAAGAAAAACUGGAAAGAGAUCGUUCCAAUAGGUUUGACUACCUGUUGCAGCAGACUGAGAUCUUCACUCACUUUGUGAGUAGUACUGCCACUGGCAAAGUUCCAACGAGUCCACUCAAAAUGAAACCUGGUAGACCAAAGACUAAGAAAGAUGAAAAGGCGAAGCUUUCUGCAGUUGGGGACCACCGCCAUCGAAUGACUGAGCAGGAGGAAGACGAAGAGCUCCAUGAGCAGAAGAAGUUGACGCAAGUUGUGACCCGUUUUGAGGAGUCGCCGUCUUACAUUAAAUGGGGAGAAAUGAGAGAUUACCAAGUACGAGGGUUGAACUGGAUGAUAUCGCUCUAUGAACAUGGUAUUAAUGGUAUCCUGGCUGACGAGAUGGGUUUGGGUAAAACGUUGCAGACCAUCUCAUUAAUUGGCUACAUGAAGCAUUACAGAAAUAUUCCCAGUCCACAUAUUGUGAUAUGUCCCAAGUCAACAUUAUCCAAUUGGAUGGCUGAAUUCAAAAAAUGGUGCCCUAGUGUCAGAGCAGUGUGUUUAAUAGGAGACCAAGAUAAAAGGGCUGCAUUUAUACGUGAUGUCAUGUUGCCGGGCGAGUGGGAUGUCUGCGUUACUUCCUAUGAAAUGAUUAUACGAGAGAAGUCAGUCUUUAAGAAAUUUAACUGGAGGUAUCUGGUUAUUGAUGAAGCUCAUCGUAUAAAGAAUGAAAAAUCUAAGCUGUCUGAGAUUGUGAGAGAAUUUCGUUCCACAAAUCGUUUGCUGUUGACUGGUACACCCCUGCAAAACAACCUUCACGAGUUAUGGGCAUUGCUGAAUUUCCUCUUACCCGAUGUGUUCAACUCAUCUAAUGACUUUGAUGCUUGGUUUAAUUCUAACUGUCUGGACAAUAAGGAGCUUGUCACAAGGUUACAUAGUGAUCGUGCCCAUCGUAUUGGUCAGAAGAAACAGGUACACGUGUUCCGUUUUAUCACAGAGAACACUGUAGAGGAACGUAUUGUGGAGAGAGCAGAGAUGAAACUUAGACUAGAUAAUAUUGUCAUACAGCAGGGUCGAUUAGUAGACUCAAAUGUAAAAGUUGGUAAAGAUGAGAUACUGAAUAUGAUACGACAUGGUGCUGACUAUGUGUUUGCAUCCAAGGAUAGUACCAUUAAUGAUGAAGAUAUUGACAAUAUAUUGCAGUCUUCAGAAAAAAAAACCGAAGAAAUACAGAAGAAAUUGAGUCAGUUUGGUGAGAGUCAGCUGAGGAACUUUAGUCUUGAGAAUCAACCGGAGAGCAUAUUCCAUUUUGAAGGCGAGGACUACAAAGGGAAACAGAAGCAAACUGGUAUUGGUCACUGGAUUGAACCUCCUAAAAGAGAACGCAAAGCUAACUAUGCCGUGGAUGCCUACUUCAGAGAAGCCCUUCGUGUUAGUGAACCCAAAGCACCCAAGGCACCUCGACCACCAAAGCAACCAAAUGUUCAAGAUUUCCAGUUUUUUCCACCAAGGCUCUUUGAAUUGUUGGACAAAGAAAUCUUGUUUUACAGGAAAGGCAUUGGAUACAAGGUUCCAUUGAAUCCUGAGUUGCCCAAUGCUGCUGUCGCCCGUAAAGAGGAACAGAAGAGAAUUGAUGAGGCUGAACCGUUACCAGAAGAGGAAAUCGAGGAGAAAGAAAAGUUAUUGCAGCAGGGUUUCACAAACUGGAGUAAGAGAGAUUUCAACCAGUUUAUCAGAGCUAAUGAAAAGUAUGGUCGAGAUGAUAUUGAAAGCAUUGCCAGAGAAGUGGAAGGAAAGAACCCUGAUGAGGUUAUUGAAUAUUCAGGCGUGUUUUGGGAGAGAUGUAAUGAAUUACAAGACAUUGAACGUAUUAUGGCACAGAUUGAGAGAGGUGAAACAAAGAUACAAAGGAAAGUUAGCAUAAAGAAAGCAUUAGAUGCCAAGAUGGCUCGUUAUAGGGCACCAUUCCACCAACUACGUAUUGCUUAUGGUACUAAUAAAGGUAAAAACUGGACGGAAGAAGAAGAUAGAUUUUUAGUCUGUAUGUUACAUAAAUUGGGUUUUGACAAAGAGAAUGUGUAUGAUGAGUUACGUACAUCCUGCAGACAAGCUCCACAAUUCAGAUUUGAUUGGUUUCUCAAGUCUCGUACUGCCAUGGAAUUGCAACGUCGUUGUAACACACUUAUUACAUUGAUUGAACGCGAGAAUCAAGAACUGGAGGAAAAGGAAAAAGCUGAGAAAAAGAAACGUGGUAGGGCAAGUGGAACGCCAAAAAUCAAGACUGAAAAGAAACAAGAAAAAAGAAAAGCCGAUGGCACUCCAGAUGGACGAGGAAGACCAAAGAAAAAGAAAAAUUAAAUAAAUUUAUGAAUAUUUAUAUGCCAGGAAAAUACUUUUUUAAAAGAUGUAGCAUUUUUGUACUUUAAAAGAAUAACAGAAAUGAAGGGGUUAUCGUGAUUAAUUCAAGUCUGGAAUUGUCUUCAAACUUACUAAUGAAGACGUUUCUGUCAGUUUUAGAAUUGUUACUGUCAACUGUAGUGGUUUAACGCAGGCAAGUUACUGUCCGAUAAUGGUGAUAAUAAAUGUCUGAUUUGGAGGAGAAUGCAUGGUAAAUGAUGACUGAUAUUGCCUUAAUUCUAAUCGUAAUGUUUUGCAUAUUCUAUCUCUGUUGGUAAAGUGAAGCUAGUUCACCAAGAAAAACACAAUAUUUGUUGCAUAUUCUGCGGAGUGUAAUUCAUAGAAGGUAUUAUUGCUUGUACGAAUCUCAAUUGGAGACCAAAUACAUACCAGAGUGUUACCGAUGACUUUGCAUCACAUUAUUAGAUCUGUUUUAUCAUUUUUAUGUAAUUUCAUAUCUCAAUUGAGAACCAUCAAAUACACACCAAAGUGAAACUGAUGACUUUGCAAAGACGUUUAAACGUACGUUUUAUCAUGUUGCUUUUAUUUACAAUUUCUCAUCUUGUGAAAUUACAAUACUCUGUACAUACAGUAUAUACCAUUUAUUUAGGAAUCUAAAAUUAAUGUGUAUCAUUUUUGGAUUAAUUUCCCACAUAGUAUUUAUUGCUGCCACAUGCAUUGUUCCAAAUAUAGACUGUAUGCCCCGGUUUUGUUGGUUCAACAUUUUUUCAUUAAAUCCUUUUGUAUUUUAACCCUUAA
This is a messenger RNA of Saccoglossus kowalevskii, 3352 nucleotides long. Its product is annotated as SWI/SNF-related matrix-associated actin-dependent regulator of chromatin subfamily A member 5-like. Gene Ontology annotation, cellular component: chromatin; nucleus. The record is from RefSeq and is a predicted model, not a curated record. Gene Ontology annotation, biological process: nucleosome organization. Gene Ontology annotation, molecular function: histone binding; ATP hydrolysis activity; ATP-dependent chromatin remodeler activity. Lineage: Eukaryota; Metazoa; Hemichordata; Enteropneusta; Harrimaniidae.